This is a messenger RNA of Tricharina praecox, 1071 nucleotides long. RefSeq lists its product as uncharacterized. The transcript has 9 exons. The record is from RefSeq and is a predicted model, not a curated record. Lineage: Eukaryota; Fungi; Ascomycota; Pezizomycetes; Pezizales; Pyronemataceae. Bases 1 to 1071 code for a protein of 356 amino acids.
AUGUCAGGAUGGUGGGCCCACAGGGGCAAUAUUCUUGCCCCGGUAACUGGGUGGCAUGAGGUGCCACCGAGAUUCUACAGCCGGAGAAUGUCCGCUGUAGAUGAUGGGCCCACCGGGGCAAUGUUUUGCCAUGGUUGUGUUUUGAUAGGGAACCGAUCCAAGCGUGGCAAGAAGCGCACGAGGAAGGGUCAUUCCAACUUUCGCACCCACAGGAAGUGGGGAAGUGAGGAUCCCGACGGGAUCCGCGAGAUCUCAGAGGCUCCUGGUAGUGUUCACGAGGAAUCGGGCGGCUCUCGCGAGAGUUCCGUCACAGAGCUACACUCGGCAGUCAUCGACGCAGAGUGUCAAGGCAAUGAUGUCAUCACCGUUGUCAAGAAAUUCCGGCUGGUACGGCUGCGGCCGUCGGCGACUGGCCAGCCGUGGGAUGCGUCCCCCUUACAGGCUACGGCCUCGGGGGGAUAUCUCCCCGGACGGCGUCAAGUUGACCACUACUGCUGGCGGAAUGCUUCUGCCCCGGCUAAGGACGGCUACGGCCGUCGGCUGCUGGGUGAAGAGGAGUCCGAGCAACCGAUGUUUGUUUUUUUGUUUCAUCGGGGCCAGAUGAACUACAUGGAGGAGAGGUGUGGUAUCACGAUUCCAAACCUCCCGCAGCACAUUCCUUCGAAGAGGAUCAAGCGUGACGCAGCGUACCAUCACAAGUCGACGAAUACCAUCAAUACCCACUCUGGUGGCCUGAAGGGGACGUCGAGGUGGAAACCCGACUCGGAAAGCUCGAUGCUGCCGUCCAGCUACGUUUCGAACGAUUUCAGCAGGCCUUGUCGCCCUGCCGCUGGCAGAAUGUUUCUGCCGCGGCGGUGUCGCCUAGGACGGCUACGGCCGUCGGCGACUGGCCGGCCGCCGGCAGAGUUACUCUGCCUGUCCUCUUGGGCGACUGCAGCUGUCGGCAGAAACAUUUUGCCUGGGGGGGGGAAAUGCCUCCCGAGGGGAAGGCGGAAGCUCAUGUUCGACGAACUGAGCGAAUACGUGGAUACGGUCGAAGAGCAGCGCACGGUCACAACGCCAUCGAUUUAA